Molecule: messenger RNA, 489 nt
Organism: Bipolaris victoriae FI3
Lineage: Eukaryota; Fungi; Ascomycota; Dothideomycetes; Pleosporales; Pleosporaceae
Exons: 1
Coding region: 1-489 (162 amino acids)
Source: RefSeq, a predicted model, not a curated record
AUGUAUUACGAACCAAGCAUAGACCCCCUAGAGGAGUACGAAUGGAGCAAACUCCCCUACAAACUCACAGUUCUAGUCCCGCCACGCCCACCGCGCCGCUGGAUGUCGCUAAGACCAGGAGGCACUUCGACUCGCCAAAAUGCGCAUGACAUCCCAGAACUGCCGCGUCCAAACUCGCAUGCUGACUUUAGCCGCGUGUCGCUUGAAGACUUGCCGGGUUUGCCGACGAAAACGGUGGUAGUGAAGAGCGAUGCGUUUCCGUGGGAUAUGCGGUGUAGGCAUUCGCGAGGUGCGCAUGGAGCGGCAGUAGGGGUAAGAGGAUGUAAAGGGGGAUGUUAUGUGUUGGAGAAAGGAGGUGAAGUAAGCAGCUGGAAGUGCGCGAGCAGCGAGUGUGAAGGGCAUGUGUACUGCGGAAAAGUGAUGAAAGAUAAAGAUGGAGUUUGCUGUUUUGGGAAAAAAGGGGAGAGACUGGUCUGUCUUGAGCCAUGA